Messenger RNA from Mugil cephalus (flathead mullet), 3658 nucleotides. RefSeq names its product protein tyrosine phosphatase type IVA 2-like. Gene Ontology annotation, biological process: protein dephosphorylation. Gene Ontology annotation, molecular function: protein tyrosine phosphatase activity. The coding region runs from base 1025 to 1531 and encodes 168 amino acids. NCBI's taxonomy places the organism in Eukaryota, Metazoa, Chordata, Actinopteri, Mugiliformes, Mugilidae. The transcript has 8 exons. The record is from RefSeq and is a predicted model, not a curated record. Gene Ontology annotation, cellular component: nucleus.
CGUUAACAAGGUCACUGCGCUGAAGGCUGAAGUCCGGCGGAUGCUCUGAGCUUGGACGUGUUAGCUUGCCGUUUUACACCGUGAACACGGUUGUUGACCUGAUUUUUCCAUGACCUGGCUGGCGGAUCUUGCAUUGACAUUAGCCACAAUUGAUUGAGUCCACAGGUUAGCACUAAGCUAGCGGGCCAUUGUCAGCCAGGACCCAGAAAAAGCAGCAGCAUCAUCAUCAAUGGUGUGUCUACAUCCCGGAGCCGUCACAUUCUCCUGUGUCCGCUCAAUGAACCAGCUCCUCAGCUCUCAGCGCAGCUGCACAUGUAUGGCGUUUGCGAGGCUCGGAGGGGAGUUUUGCCAAGCCCAGCACCUGCUGCUUAUUGUGGACAAGUGAACAGGAGACACCAGCUAGGCACAAUCACUGCCAUUCAUACACACAGGUCCUUACUGCCAUCCUGUUCGACCCAUAUGAAGACAAGCCAACCUUCAGUCUGCAACGUGUCCUGGGGAGAAGUGGAGGAGUUGGUUCCAGCACAGGAGUUUACUCUCUUUACUCUUCCUCUUUCCUGCUUUUCCUUUUUUCUUCUUCUGCCUGGAUUUGUGGAAGUCUUCUCCGAAUGGGCUAACAGAUUUAAUAGAAAGGAAAGGCCGAGCUUUUUUUUUCUUCAGAACUUUGAGUGGGUUCUCACCGGUCUUCGUUCUGCUAAGUUUUUUUGACCAAGCCAAUUUUAGUUUGUCCUUUAUUGCCAAGGAAGUUUUUUCUGCCUACUUCUUUACCAAAAAAUAGUUUCUUUAGUUUGUACUUUUCAUUAUCAAAGGAAUAGAACAUUUUUGCUUUUUCCGGAACAAUAUUGAUAUAGUAGUGGAAUUAAUUGUUGAGUUUUUCUUUAAGUAGAAGCUUUUUUUUAAUAGCUUUUUUUAAAAACAUCCAGAAGACGUUUUUAUUUUUUAUUUUUGAGGACUCCCUAUCACUCCAUUCUUUGAAGCACAGUCCUUUUUUUCUGGCCUUUGUUCUUCAUUGGGAACCCUGAAAAUGAACCGACCAGCUCCAGUGGAGAUUUCUUACGACUGUCUGAGAUUUCUCAUCACGCACAAUCCCACCAAUGCACAAAUGGGAAGAUUCAUAGAGGAUCUCAAGGCAUUUGGCGUUAACACCGUGGUGAGGGUGUGCACUGCCACGUAUGACAAGACACCAGUGGAACAAGAAGGCAUACAAGUCGUGGAUUGGCCAUUUGAUGAUGGCUCUGCCCCCCCAGACCAGAUUGUUGAUGACUGGCUGAGUCUGCUGCAGGCGAAGUUCAGAGAGGAGCCCGGCUCCUGUGUGGCUGUGCACUGCGUUGCCGGACUGGGACGAGCUCCUGUGUUGGUGGCCCUGGCUCUCAUUGAGUGUGGGAUGGAAUAUGAAGAUGCAGUGCACUUAAUCAGACAGAAGCGUCGUGGAGCGCUUAACGCCAAGCAGCUGCAUUACCUUGAGAACUACAAGCCCAAACUGUGUCUGCGCUCCAAAGACGCUAACGGACAGAGCUGCUGCGUACAGUAGGCAUUUUAAAAAGUGAAGGCGUUAGAAGUUUUUAUCUCUGUUCCUUGAUUUGUAACCCCGCCCGAACAUGUAGCAAAGUACCCAGGAAUACUCUUUAUUUGAAUUAAAGUCAGACAGAACUGAAAGCUUGUUUGUUUGUAAAAAUUCAAAACAACUGCUCCAAAGCUCACCUUCUCACUGUUUACUAUUACAAGUGAAGAUUGUUUGACUUUAAACAGCAACUUGCAGGUUGAAAUUUUUACAAUUUAAAUCCUUAGUUCAUUUAAAAUCAAUGUGUCUGAUUACACCAUAAUGAAUGUGAGCAACUGUCAUUUAGUGAGUUGACCUCUUUGGCUAAUUUUUCAUUUUAUAUUUCCUGACUCAUUUGCAGGCUUAUCGGUAUAAACGGGAGUAAAAGCUGUUACUUCGGCCCAGAUAGAGAUGCUCGUCAAUUGACUUGAGUUGACAACCUGCAAGUUGCUCUUUCAAACUCUUUAAUUUUGGAUCAGACAUCAUGAUCAAUGUAGCAUCUGUAGACCUGGUGUGUUUGACAGCAGCUUGAUAUUCGUUCUAAGCGACAACUCUAAAAAUACUCAAAAAAAAAAAAAAAAAAAGCUCACAACAUGUACAUUCAGAGUAGUGCUGAGUUAUUGAACAACAAUCCUGAAACUUGCUCAUUCAUUUCCAACCAUCCACACUGACCAAAUCGACGUCCUGCAGCCAGAUCGAGGCGCACGUGACGAAGAAUUUCAGCAAGUCAGGAUAAAAAAAAAGAGAUGAGCGUGAGGAAAGUGUCCUCAGUCUGAUGCAAACGUGGGACACACUUUUAUCAAACAAGAGUAAAAUUGACCUACCUAUAACAUAUGUCCCAGAGUGGAGCCGUAGGCUGCUUCUCUAGAAAGAAACGAUGUGAAUCUGUGUUGGCUGUAAAUGUUCAGCGCUGACCGUCAUAAUGUCACCAAUGCCAGUGAACCAACAAAUUAAAGCCCAGUUGGUGAAUGUAUUAACAAAGGAACACUUAAAUAUUUUGGUAGAUUAUUCUGUUAGCUCUCAAACAUUAACAACAAAUAAAAUCUCUAUACAUAUACCUGUAUAUUUAAUCAUACACAGCGAUGAGCGAUGGCAGUAUACACUAUCAGAUCAUAAUCCUCCUGCUGACUAUUAAGCGUAGAUUAUAUUGGGUGGUAAUCUGCAUGAUAACACUCCUGGAUGCACAGUUGGACGAUAGUAGAGGAUUUGCUAUUAGGCUGCAUCCACACUGAUACACUUUUAGAUUCGACAGGCUUAAAUGUUAAGCCUUUCGACGUUUCUCCUCAGUAUUCACACAGCUCCGAACCCGAAAACUGUGACCUUAACAAACACUUUUACUUUGAAAACUCCGUGGUUGCGUUUUAGUCUGGACCAGAAGAAACCCGACACUUUCAGACCUUCCGAUCGAUUUCACAACCCCCUUCACUUCUCGGUGGUUAAUCCAACACAGAUGAUAAACUUCAAGUGUUGUCGUCUUUGUUGUGUGUGUUAGUAGCUGUUGUGCAGUUAAAUUCUGCAUUUUGCUCUGGAAUAUAUUAGUCGAAACGAUCUGCAACUGUUUCCGUGUCCAGCUGCAUCAUGGGUCCCAAACGUGGAGCGACACGUGUUUUCAGGAGAUAAUAUAAAACGAGAUUACACUAAAACACUCAUGUGGACAGAGAUUAAGCAAAAAGUAAAAAAAAAAAAAAAAAAGUGUUAGUGUGGAUGCUGCCUUCAGCCUAGCAUUUAACAAAAGAAGGCUGAUGUUUCGCUAACGCAAAAACACAAAGAUUGUUUUGCUGCCCAGCUUUUCACUAAUUAAUAGGACAAUCUGUCAAAUACUUGGUGUGUUCCUGUGUCUGUGGAGCCAACGUGGCUGCCACCGAAACCUUAGUGGCCGUAGUCGUUGUCUGUCUCCGGGUAAUUCUUCGGUCAGCUGCUGUGUUUGUAAGAUCUUGGUCUCUGUGAUGUUAUUGUUUUUCUGUAGGAUCUUGUUUCCUUUCCCUUUGUCAACUGUAUCUGUUUGUACCUGUUAUUUAUUUAUUUAUUUAUUGAUUGUCUCUUUGUGCAAUGUCCGUCUGAUGGAGAAAAAAAAAUCUAUUAGUCAAAUUGGAAAAUUAAAGUGUUUAGUACUGUAAA